This is a messenger RNA of Notothenia coriiceps (black rockcod), 1625 nucleotides long. Its product is annotated as aminoacylase-1A. Gene Ontology annotation, biological process: amino acid metabolic process. The record is from RefSeq and is a predicted model, not a curated record. Gene Ontology annotation, cellular component: cytoplasm. The coding region runs from base 116 to 1180 and encodes 354 amino acids. The transcript is spliced from 13 exons. Gene Ontology annotation, molecular function: aminoacylase activity. NCBI's taxonomy places the organism in Eukaryota, Metazoa, Chordata, Actinopteri, Perciformes, Nototheniidae.
UUUUCCUGCGACAGGACUUUUAUUUUGAAAGGCAGGAAGAUUACCGGUCAUGAGCCUGAAACUGUGAAGCUGCGAUUGACCAGCAAUUUGACUGCACUGGAGAAUACAUCGCACCAUGCUGCCUGACAAAGAUGGUCCAGGUGUUGGAGGCAGACAGAGCUCUCCUGAGGGAGAGGAUCUGUCUGUGAGUCUGUUCAGAGAGUACCUCCGCCUCAAAACUGUCCACCCAGACCCUGACUAUGAUGCUGCUCUUCGUUUUCUGGACAGAAUAGCUGAGGAGCUUGAUCUACCCAUGAGAAAGAUUGAGGUCUGUCCAGGCAGAGUAGUGGCGAUCAUGACUUGGGAAGGGAAGAACCCGACGUUGAAGUCCGUCUUACUGAAUUCCCACACUGAUGUUGUACCAGUUUACCAGGAACAUUGGAAAUACGAUGCUUUCAGUGCUUUCAAAGAUGCAGAGGGCAACAUUUAUGCCCGGGGAACACAGGACAUGAAAUGUGUAACUAUACAGUACAUCCAAGCAGUCAGAAGGCUGAAGGCAGAGGGACGGAAACUGAUGCGCACUGUGCACCUGAUGUUUGUUCCUGAUGAAGAAGUUGGAGGUCACAAGGGAAUGGAAUCAUUUGUGAAGAAUCCGGAGUUCAAAAAAUUGAACAUCGGCUUUGCCCUAGAUGAAGGUCUUGCGAACCCUGGUGAGGCCUUCACUGUGUUUUACGGAGAGAGGAACCCUUGGUGGAUUACAAUCCACUGCCCAGGCAGUCCAGGUCAUGGGUCGAGGUUUGUGGAGAACACGGCUGCUGAGAAGCUGGAGUUUGAGCGACAAAUUAAGGAGUGGUGUAAAGAAGCAGGAGAAGACGUCACUUACGAAUUUGCUCAGAAACACAUGAACCAGAACAUGACUUCUACAGAGGAGAAUGAUCCCUGGUGGAGUGCCUUCAGUGCAGCCUGCAAGGCAAUGAACAUAACUCUGGAAAAGGAGAUAUUUCCAGCUGCCACGGAUAGCCGUUUCAUCCGAGCCGUGGGUAUCCCUGCUAUCGGCUUCUCCCCAAUGAACCGGACUCCAAUCCUGCUGCACGAUCACAACGAGUUUCUGAAUGAGAAAGUCUUCCUGAAAGGCAUCAGCGUGUUCGAGAGGCUCAUCUCCGCUCUUGCCAGUGUUCCUGCCUUCCCUGAUGAGGCUUAGACAAGUCUUCAUUUUAAUCCUGUCUAAAAACGUAUUUCACUUAGGGUAUUAAUAUUUAACUUGAAACUUGAACGUUUUUGAAGAGAUUGCCAAAGAAUAAUAACACGUAUCAUUUAGCCAAACUGAGCACUUAGCCUUUGGUACUUUUAUUUUUUUAUUUUGUGAUUCUCAGGAUAAAGGCACGAUAAGGUUUGCAUUUUACUUUUGACAACUUACUUGCCUGUGUACACAGUCUAAAAGAUGUAUCACCCAUUGUGAAAGCAAUGUUCUCAUUUACUAUGGAAAAUGAACUAACUGAAACGUGAUGACGACUUUGAUUGAUUUACACUUUGAUCAAAUGUCAAUUAAUUGCCACUUUUCUCAUUGAGCCUGAUUUUAAAACUAUUAUUCCACAGAUAUAACUUUAUUUAAUAAACUGAAAUUGAAUAAAUAUAUUUGUUCAUUA